CUACACUCAUCACAACAUACAGUAAACACUGUUUUGUCAACAAUUUUAACAUUUUAUGGCAUUUUAAUUGAGUUUUUGUGAAACAAAUGUCAUUUCAAUUGAAAUUCAAAGAGUUUCUCAAAAGGGAUCAAACCAUGACUUCCAGCCAUUCAGACACCGACGACAACAGUCAGCAACACAUCCAGUAUUUCCAUCGAUACACAAAACUCAGGAAGAGAUGCGAUGCCAUCAAAACAGACAACGAAAGACUCAUCCAAAACAUCCAUCAAAUGAAGACAUUAUCUCAUAAAUACAGACAACAGAAGAGGAUUAUAAUGAAACGAUUGGCCAAACAUCGAGAUAAUUAUAUGACCUGUGAUUUACCACUAUUUCUUGAGAAAGACGAGUCAACACAACAGCCAACAAGUGAUGUGAAGCCAAAACAUUUGGUCACAAAAGUCAAUACAAACGCAACAAACAUGUCAUCGAAACCUAAAAAAUCGAAACCAAAUCAGAGUAGAAAUGAGAUCACAUCCAACGGAACCGUUUAUGUCGUUCCCAAAAAACCUAUCAAUCCAUACCUUCUCUUCUGUCAGGAGAAUAGGAGUUCAUUACAAGAGAAAUAUCACAUGAAAUACAAUGCUGAAAUGACACACCAGGAGCUGACAAAAGCAUUAGCACAACAAUGGCAUGAAUUGUCACUCACUUCCAAACAGAUUUAUUAUAAUCUGUUUAAUAACGAUAAGAUUCGUUAUGAGAACGAAAUGAAGAUAUUUACUGCCAAUUCAUCGAAAAAGCCCCCAAACAAAGACGUCGACUGAUAUGGCAUUACUUGGCUUUGAAAUUAUCCUUCAAUCGUCUCAACUCACCCAUCGUUGCGAUCGAAUCAUUCUCUUUGUGGACCACUUUUUGGACACUUUGGACGUCAACUCUCAUGAAAGGAUUGGUUUUCUUCUCCUCACCAAUCGUUGACGGAAUUGUCGCCUCUUUUCUCGAACGCAAGUCCUGUAUAUUAAGUGUAAAUAAAAUUUUAUAUUUUAUUAGAAAAAUAA
Molecule: messenger RNA, 1031 nt
Organism: Medioppia subpectinata
Lineage: Eukaryota; Metazoa; Arthropoda; Arachnida; Sarcoptiformes; Oppiidae
Source: the annotation of a GenBank genome assembly